This is a messenger RNA of Hordeum vulgare subsp. vulgare (domesticated barley), 1164 nucleotides long. RefSeq lists its product as uncharacterized. The transcript has 5 exons. The record is from RefSeq and is a predicted model, not a curated record. The coding region runs from base 166 to 1002 and encodes 278 amino acids. Lineage: Eukaryota; Viridiplantae; Streptophyta; Magnoliopsida; Poales; Poaceae.
ACGCACGAGCGCGGCGCCGGCAGCACGACAAGUCGGCGACUCGUGCGCCCGCCGGAAACCGGCCGCGUCUCACCGGCCAAGCUAGCUACAAACGCGUCGUACGGCCACGCCCGCGUGCCGACGCGGGCCUCCACCUUUUCUCUCCUCCCCCCGCCCGCUCCUCCCAUGCGCGGGCGCCGCACCGCCCCCCGCCGGCCAGACGAGAUGACGGACUCCAUCCUCACGCCGUCGGAGCACGCGGCCGCCGGCGCGGGCGAUCACUACGGCGACGGAGCAGGCGAGCUGUGCCAGUACCAGCACGGCGGCCCCGCCAGGGCGCCGCGGCUGGGGCUCGAGAUCCGGGAGCCCUUCCUGCAUCUGAUCGCGUCCAUGCGAGCCGCGCUCAACCCCGCGGCCGCCGACGGCGGCGCCGGCCCGGAGGGGGAGGAGGCGCCAGCGGGGAAGAAUCAGGGCCGGAGACGGCUGACGCGGGUGGGACUGCGGGCGCUCCAAUUCGGCCAGAACAAGAUCGCUAGAACGGACGUGGUCGAAAUAGCGGCCAAGUUCCAGUACAAGAAGCCCAAGAAGAUCGUGCUCCAGGUGCACCGGGACAACGCCUUCGUCAAGGUCGACAUCCUCUGGUCCAACAUACUGGCCAUGUCGGCGCGCUUCGACGACCCGAGAUUCGACACGCUGAGGAUCAAUGUGAAAUGCCCGUCCGAGCGGUACACUGCCACUCAACCUACAGCUGCAAGAAUGCAUCUCCGAUGGCAGCGGUGCGACGAUGUUCAGCCAAGGACCUUUUUCCUCUGGUUUGACAAGGGGACGCUGGAGAGGGCCUACGGCAAAAUGAUGUACGCCGACCCUUCGCUGCUUCUACUGCCGUCGCGCUUUCCCGGACAGGAGGAACAAGAAGCCCAUGCAACAAACGCCCAACAAAUCGUCGCUGCCGUUCCCUUCCCCGCCAUUCCUCGGUGGGGCGGCGCUCAUCAUGAUGGCAGGCUCAGCAAACACUGGGGCUGAUUCUCCGACGCGUCAUGAGCACAGGGGCACCCAGUUGUAGGACUCAGACUCAAUUAGCACAUGUUCAUUCCUUGUAUAGAUACCUGUUAUUCAUUCAUAUUCAUCAUCUUCAUUUGUUGUACCGAUAUCAUACAGGGUCAAUUUAAAACAAUGGUUUCGUCA